AUGCGGGGCACAAUGGUGAGCAGCCCGGGGCUGCUGCUUCUCGCCCCUCGGCAGGCGGACUCCGAGCCGCAGCUGCCCCGGGCCAGCAGCAGCCGGCAGCUCGCAGGCGCUCUCAGCACCCGGCCCGGCACGGAGCUGGGCUGCAGCGGCUGCAGAGCCACAGGGGCCGCGGCUGCGGCCACCGCAGAGCUCCCGGAGGCUGCGCUUGUCUCCGCACCUGCUGCCGCACCUCUGGGCAGCGGCGACAGCGCAGCCACAGCUGCCACCGCCCUCCUGAGCCCCCGCACGGCCGGCACCAGCAGCGACCUCUCACCGUGUCCCUUUCAGGCACCACAGGUUCCAGUCACACCUGCGACACCGCAGUUGGUUCUGGGCUGUCCCCGUGGCUGGGUGGGCUACAAUGGGGUCUGCUACUACUUCUCACGGGAUUACAGCACGUGGGAGCAGGGUCAGAAACGGUGCUCCGAGCUCAAUGCCUCCCUGGCCAUUGCCCAGGAUGAGGAGGCCAUGGAUUUGCUCUUCCGCCUCCGCGGGAAGGUCGAUUUCUGGCUCGGGCUGCGCAGACGGGGCGAGCGCCUGCACUGGGGGGACGGCAGCAGCUACAGCUCCCGGGUUCCUGUCCUUGGCACUUCCGAGUGUGUGUACCUGGCUGACGAUAAAUUCAGGAGUGAGUUCUGCUCCAAUGAGCGGCCGUAUGUCUGCAGCAAGGCCCAAGCUCCCCUGUAA
Molecule: messenger RNA, 726 nt
Organism: Melospiza georgiana
Lineage: Eukaryota; Metazoa; Chordata; Aves; Passeriformes; Passerellidae
Product: C-type lectin domain family 2 member D11-like
Exons: 4
Coding region: 1-726 (241 amino acids)
Source: RefSeq, a predicted model, not a curated record